CAGCAUUAGAAAAGGCAGGGAGAAGCUGAUGUCUAUAUUGUGUCCUCUAAUAACAUUCUUCUCUUUUUGGCAUCUUUCCCUUAGAAGGACCCGCCAGUUUGUGUGUGUGUGUGUGUGUGUGUGUGUGUGUGUAUGUGUGUCUACGCAAAGAGCAUGGUUUCACAUCUGGGAAAACCAAACCGAAGGACACUAACCUUCCCAAGGUCACUUAGAAAAUUAGUGCUGUGACCUGGUGUGUGGGUGGAACAGAACCCAGGUGUCCUGGCUCCAGCUUUGUGGUUGGACAUUAAAGCAUUUUCCUUUGUGGGGAGAAAAAAAAAUCACCGGUCCGGGAAUUUGGGGGAAGUGAGAGAUUAAUCAGAUUUCCUCUUUCCCUCUUUCCCUCCCUCCCCCACUUGCGAAGAUUAAAAACUCGGGAAAGCUAGAGGUGCCUUCUCGGCAGUUCUUAAGCAGGGUCUACCAAACCUUCUCCCACCCUGGACACAAAGCGAUCGCCGCUCCUAGAGAUUCUGUGCGUUCUCUUGAGAGCCUAGGAGGUGAGGAGUGGUGGAAAGUCAGCCCUCACCUCCAGCGGGUCCCGGGCUCGGCGGCGCCCAAGCCCCGCCCCCGGCCGCCCUUCCCCCGCGGCCUCGGCAGCCAGCCCCUCUCCCCUCUCGCUAUCGGGCGCACCCACCCCAGAUGCCGCCUGGCACCGAGCGCAGCCGCCGCUGCCGCCGUACUUUCCACUUGUAUUGAUCACUCCUAGCUGGGCUCAGCCUGCUCCCGGAGCGCUGCGCGGCCAGAGCGCCAGCCCUUGGCAGCUCGGGUACAGUCGGGCUCCCAGAGGAAACUCCUUGGGAGCGCCCUGUCCGGGGUGUCCUCUGCGCUCUGCAGUGUCUUUCUGUCUGCCUGGAAGGAGGAGGAGGAGGAGAAGGAGGAGGAGGAAGAGCAGAAGGAGGAGGAGGAGGUGGAGGAGGAGGACGUCGUCUGGUCCCGGUUGGGAGGUGGAGCAGUGGCAGCAGCAGCCGCCGAGGCAGCCGCCGCCGCCGCCUCCGGAAAGGGAGAGGCAGGAGAGAUCGGGACUUGGAAAACCCAAAGUGUCGGCGACCCUGCAAGGCAGGCUUCCUUCCAGCUUCAUGGGCAAAGUGUGGAAACAACAGAUGUACCCUCAGUACGCCACCUAUUACUACCCCCAGUAUCUGCAAGCCAAGCAGUCUCUGGUCCCAGCACACCCCAUGGCCCCACCCAGUCCCAGCACCACCAGCAGUAAUAACAACAGUAGCAGCAGUAGCAACUCAGGAUGGGAUCAGCUGAGCAAGACAAACCUCUACAUCCGAGGCCUGCCCCCCAAUACCACUGAUCAAGACCUGGUGAAGCUCUGCCAACCAUAUGGGAAGAUCGUGUCCACAAAGGCGAUUUUGGAUAAGGCCACCAACAAGUGCAAAGGUUAUGGUUUUGUUGACUUUGACAGUCCUGCAGCAGCCCAGAAAGCUGUCUCCGCCCUGAAGGCGAAUGGAGUCCAGGCUCAGAUGGCAAAGCAACAGGAACAAGAUCCUACCAACCUGUACAUUUCUAACCUGCCGCUGUCCAUGGAUGAGCAGGAACUUGAAAAUAUGCUCAAACCCUUUGGACAAGUUAUUUCUACAAGGGUCCUACGUGAUUCCAGUGGUGCCAGCCGUGGUGUUGGCUUUGCCAGGAUGGAAUCAACGGAAAAAUGCGAAGCUGUAAUUGGUCAUUUUAAUGGAAAAUUCAUCAAGACCCCACCAGGAGUUUCUGCUCCUACAGAACCUUUACUGUGCAAGUUUGCGGAUGGAGGACAGAAAAAGAGACAGAACCCAAACAAGUACAUCCCUAACGGGCGGCCAUGGCCCAGAGAUGGAGAGGCUGGAAUGACACUCACUUAUGACCCGACUACAGCUGCUCUACACAACGGAUUUUAUCCUUCACCAUACAGUAUUGCCACAAACCGAAUGAUCACUCAAACUUCUCUUACACCCUAUAUUGCAUCUCCUGUAUCUGCCUACCAGGUGGCAAAGGAAACCAGAGAGAACAAGUAUCGGGGCUCUGCUAUCAAGGUGCAGAGCCCCUCUUGGAUGCAGCCUCAGCCGUACAUUCUGCAGCAUCCUGGUGCCGUGUUAACUCCCUCAAUGGAACAUACCAUGUCACUACAACCUGCUUCCAUGAUCAGCCCUCUGGCUCAGCAGAUGAGUCAUCUGUCACUGGGCAGCACCGGAACAUACAUGCCUGCAACAUCAGCCAUGCAAGGAGCCUACUUGCCACAGUAUACACACAUGCAGACCGCGGCGGUGCCCGUUGAGGAAGCAAGUGGCCAGCAGCAGGUGGCUGUGGAGACGUCUAAUGACCAUUCUCCAUAUACCUUUCCACCCAAUAAGUAACUGUGAGAUGUACCGAAGGGAGUUCUUACCUGAAGAAGGGUGUGAAGGCUGAACAAUCAUGGAUUUUUCUGAUCAAUUGUGCUUUAGGAAAUUAUUGACAGUUUUGCACAGGUUCUUGAAAACGUUAUUUAUAAUGAAAUCAACUAAAACUAUUUUUGCUAUAAGUUCUAUAAGGUGCAUAAAACCCUUAAAUUCAUCUAGUAGCUGUUCCCCUGAACAGGUUUAUUUUAGUAAAAAACAAAAACAAAACGAAAAAAAAAAAAAAAAACGGAAAAAAAAUCAAAGAUUUUUAUCAAAUAUAAUGAUGCAAAAAAAGAAAAAGAAAAAAAAAGAGAAAAAGAAAACUUCAAUUUUCUGGGUAUGCACAAAGACCACGAAGACUUAUCCAAGUGCAUGACCGGAUUUUUGUGGUUUUGUUCAUUUUGUGUUUAAUUUGUCUUUUUUUUUUCAGCUGUAUGAAAUGGGCUUUCUGAAGUUUCAAUUGUCCGACUUCACCCAUGGUGUCCCGUGCUUGCGAGUGUCGCAGUAACUCAGUGUUGGCCUCACUGUCUUUGCUUAGCUCUCCGUUUUUUUCUUUCGACGUAGUGUGAAGUGUCUUAUCCUUUUCUAUGAAUUCCAAUUUGCCUUAACUCUUUUGAUGCUGUAGCUGUUUCAGUAAAGUUAGUUCAACCUAAUGAUGUAGAAUGCUUUGACCAAAUGGGCUGGUCUAGUGCACCUUGUAAGCAGCAGCCUAGGGCUUUUAAAAGGUAGUCAAUAAAAGUUGCUGAAAUUUUGGCUUUUUUAAAUAUGUAGUAGGUGUUUUUAAUGAUUUUUCACAUAGCGUGUAAGGUAGUGAAGUGCAAGGAGGGAAAACUGUUUUGUGUGAAACACAUUUUCUGACUGGGGGGACUUUUAAUAGGGUAAAUUGUUUAUAAGGCUGUACACUAACAGUUUCCCCUAAUAGUGUGACUGAUUUAGGAUAUCUGCUGUAUGAUGCAAUGUAAAGUCUUUUUUGCCUUUUUUUCAGGAAGAAAAAAAAAUAAAACUUAACGAUGUUCUAGGUUUAGUGUAGGUAGCUGCGGGGAUGGGGCGGGGGCGGGGGGCGGGGGAGGGGAGUCACCGAAUGUUUUGUCCUUUAUACUAACAUAGUGCUUUAGAAAGAGAACCACGCUUGAGAUCUGAGAAACCGAUGGCGGGGGGGAAAAUGGGGUUGCUGUUGAAACUAGAUGGUGAAAGCUAAAAGUAAGGAUUUCUCUUCAAACCUAAGCUGAGAUAUGACCAGAAGGAAAACGAUUGGCUACGAGCUCUCUCUCUCUCUCUCCUUCUCCCCACCCCCCUCUCUCUCUUCCCCCCACCCCUCUCUCACUCUCAUUCUCUAUUAGGUAAAUUUGAAAAACUAAACAAACAAACAAACAAAUGACUUGGCACUUUUAAAGGUAACUUCACCAAAGACCGACGAGCCAGUAGCCAGCAGCUCCACCUAUCUCAGCGUCACAUCCUGUCUGUCCUUUCUUUUUUGCCGGACCAGUUUGCGGUUAGGAGAAUGUGCCUUUUUUGUACCUUCGCAUUAGGUUUUAUAAUUUUAACUGAUGUAUGGACUCACAGAGACAAAAUUUAAAAAAUUUAAAAAUUAAAAAAAAAAAAAAAAAAAAGCAAGCAUGAAGGAAGAUUUGAAUCCAGGCAGUGCCGCCCUCUGACGUCAUCACUACAGGUGUUUGCGUGGAAAGAAAACCAACUUUGAAACUAUGAAAUUCCUGAUUCAUAAAUACAGUUAUUUCUACUUUAGUACAUACAAGAUAACUCACUGUUAUUAACACUCUUUUUUAUUAAGGCAGUUGCAUACGUUUUCAAAAGCAAUGGUGAAUUAAGUUGUCUUCCAAAACUGUGUACUUGUCUGGUCAGCUGUACGUGAUCAGUUAUCUACCUCAGAGGCUAUUUUUCUUUUGUGCUGGGACAGGUUGCUGGCCCUCCCUGUUUCCACCGACCAAAUCCUCCUAGCUCAGGAGCUAGGGCUAAGCAGUUACUUCUUUUGAGUAUUUUUUAGUUCUUAAAUUUUAUUGCUUGUAUUUGAUGAUAGAUGUCAGCGACAUUUCAUAGUUUCAAAAAUCCUUGCUGCUCUGAAAGUGUAGAUUCUAGUGAAAAUUACAUAGUCAUAAGAGAAAUGUGGGGUUUUUUGUUUUUGUUCUUGUUCUUGGUUUUGGUUUUGUUUCUGUUUUUGUUUUUUUUAAGUUGUGGUAUUAUUGGUUUUAUGCUCCCUAAAACUUGUGCUUUGUGAAGUCCAGACUGAAGGCAGCACACCCUCCGUGGAUCGAGUAUGUUGAUCAGCCCAAGACUCUCACUACUUGAUAUUUUUUUCCAUUAGUUAAGACAGAAAGUUGAUAGCUCAGUCAGUAGGGGAGGGGAGAUCUGCUGCUAGGUAUGUCUGAACUAAGUGCCAUACUCGUCUGGGUCAGAUUUGGGAAACAACCUCUGUACAUAUAAAAGAAAAAAAAUGUCAGUUAAACAUCACAUAGUAGACAGCCAUUAAAUUAUAAAAAAAAUUAAUUUAUGAAGAAAGACCUUUUGUACAGAUUGAAAAAAAAGAUUUUCAUAGAGAUAUCUAUAUGAUCAAGAGAGUUAAUUUUUUAUUUUUGUUCUACUAGUGCUACAUACUUGCCAGUGGUGACUUAUUUACCGGUUCAAGAUGACUCUGUAGUUUUCUUUCCUAGGACUUGUUAAACGCCAAAAGACAUUUUUGAACUGUACAUUUGAUCAGAUUGUUAGCUUUUUCUGUUUUAUUUCUUUUGAGAACCUUUGAAUAAAAACAUCUGAAACUUUC
Molecule: messenger RNA, 5172 nt
Organism: Mus musculus (house mouse)
Lineage: Eukaryota; Metazoa; Chordata; Mammalia; Rodentia; Muridae
Gene: Rbms1
Product: RNA binding motif, single stranded interacting protein 1
Exons: 15
Coding region: 1116-2375 (419 amino acids)
Cellular component (GO): ribonucleoprotein complex; cytosol; nucleus
Molecular function (GO): RNA binding; nucleic acid binding
Source: RefSeq, a predicted model, not a curated record